AUGAGCGAUCUCCAAGAUGAGGGGAUUGCCAUUGUUGGAAUGGGCAAGUCAUUCACGCUGCCAUGCCGACUUCCCGGUGAUGUUCAGGAUCCCAAGUCCUUCUGGGAUCUUUUGAUGAGCCAAAAGCUCGCACGUGGCCCUUUCCCAAGUAACCGGUUCAAUGCCGAUGCCUUCUACAAUCCGCAAAAAGGACGACCCGGAAACAUACGAUACAAGGAGGGUUACUGCAUUGCAAAUGACCUUGAACACUUUGACGCCGGCUUCUUUGGCAUGUCUGCCUCGGAUACUCUGUGCCUCGAUCCCCAGCAGCGUCAGCUACUCGAGUGCUGCUUUGAGUGUCUUGAAUCUGGAGGCAUCACACUCGAGGAUGUCUCUGGUACCAUGACUGGUGUGUAUGUGGGCAACUUUGCCAGCGACUAUGAGACACUGGCAUUCAAGGAGCCCGAGAGGAUUGAGGGCAUGGCUGUUUUGGGGAUGGGUAGAACGACAGUCAGUAACCGUGUGAGCUACAUGUAUAACCUCCACGGACCCAGCGUUACCAUGGACACAGCAUGUUCUUCAACACUGUAUGCACUACACUUUGCAGUACAAGCUCUCCGCAAUGGUGAAGUUCCCGCUGCCUUCGUCGGCGGAGUUAACUUGAUUCUCACCCUUGAGUAUCAUUUUGCCAUUGGUCAGAUUGGCGCCCUUUCUCCUACUGCGCAGUGUCAUGCAUUCGAUGCAUCCGCAGACGGUUACUCUCGCGGAGAAGCCAUCAACGUUCUGUACUUGAAGCGUGUGUCAGAUGCGAUUCGGGACGGUGAUCCUAUCCGUGGUGUCAUUCGAGGGUCAUCCUUGACUGCGAACGGCAAAAACAAUGGCAUUACUCUCCCCAGUGCCCUCGCUCAAGAACUGUCUAUCCGUAAGGCUUAUGAGCAUUCAGGUCCUCUCGACUAUAAUUCAGUCGGCUAUGUGGAGUGCCACGGAACAGGAACUCCCGCAGGAGACCCUAUCGAGACAACCGCUAUUGGCAAUGUGUUUGGAAGCCAUCGUGAAUGGCACGAUCCACUAUGCAUUGGGUCGACCAAGCCGCAGGUCGGUCACGGAGAGGCCUGCUCGGCAAUCACAAGCAUCAUGAAGGUGGUGCUAGCGAUGGAAAACGGAGUUAUCCCUGGCACUAUCGGUGUGAAGAAACUAAAUCCCGCUUUGGAUCUCAAAGGAGGCGCCCUAGCUGUGGUUACCAAGAACACACCCUGGCCAGAAGGCAAAAAGAAGCGUUCUUCAGUUAACUCAUCUGGCUAUGGCGGUGCCAACGGACACGUUGUCAUUGAUGGCGUUGAUGAGUAUUUCAAGAGCAUCGGCUUCUCUAACCCGUCUAAUGCAACUCCUGAAGUCGACCCAUACAGCACAAUACUUCAGAAGAAGUUUCUGCUGCCGGUUACAGGGCAUGACGAUCAUUCCAUGCGCAAAAGAUUGGAAGAUUUAAUUCAAGUGUUGGGCAAGCAGACCCACGAUAUCCAUGAGCUUCUGUAUACCAUGAUUGCCCGCCGAACACGGUUCUCCCACCGGGCCAUGAUCCCAGUGGAGAUCAGCAGCGGCAAGACGUUGAAGAUUGGAGACCCAGUUACCGGUCGUACAAAUAACAGCGUCCCAACAGUAGCCUUCGUCUUCACCGGACAAGGUGCUCAGUGGGCCGAGAUGGGCCGACAGCUGUUGGACUGCUACCCAUCUGUGCGCCAAACUUUCAAAAAGCUUGACCUGGCUCUUUCACGCUUGAAACAGCGACCAACGUGGUCGUUGAAAGAAAUCCUGCUGGAGCCCGCCGAGACGAGCAAGAUUGGCGAAGUCUCCUUCUCCCAACCUAUCUGCACCGCUAUCCAAAUUGCGAUUGUCAAUUUACUCCGCGAUUGGGGGGUGAAGCCCGAAGCUACCAUUGGUCACUCGUCUGGUGAGCUCGCUGCCGCAUAUGCGGCCAAAUUAAUCACUGCAGAAGACGCCAUAAUAGCAGCCUAUCUGAGGGGUGUACAUGCCGCCCUCACACAGGCUCCGGGAACUAUGAUGGCAGUUGCACUUAGUGCAAGUGAGGCAGAGAAGGUUCUUGUCGAGAGGGGCAUUUCGUCUGCCGAUGCUGCUGUUGCCUGUAUCAACUCGCCCGAGAGUGUCACGCUGAGCGGUAAAACAGAGCCCAUGGAUGCUUUGCACAAAAUUUUGAAACAGCGUUCAAUUCUUUGCAAGAAACUCCCAACUGGUGGAAAGGCUUACCAUUCCCCGAGCAUGAAAGAGGUGGGAUCAGGUUACAGCGAGGCUAUUUUCGAAGCUACGGCUCGCCAUACCAAUGGCGCCGUGGCCCUUAUUGAUGACAACGAGCCACGACCAGUGAUGGUUUCUUCCGUGACUCUGGCUCAGCUAGAGCCUGGGGAUAUUGAUGGAAGCUACUGGCAAAAGAACUUGGAAAGUCCCGUUCUUUUUGAUCCUGCUAUGAAACAUCUUCUGGGUCUGAAGUUUGGCCCCGAGGCCCGCCACGUUGAUUGCCUUAUUGAGAUAGGCCCUCAUAGUUCCCUCAAGGGUCCCAUUCGGCAGAUUAUUGCAUCGCCCGAGGUUGCAAAUAUCUGGAACGUGAGUCUGGGGAUUGCUCCAAAGGUGACAUACGACCAGACACUUGAGCGCGGACAUGACGCCGAAGAUGACAUGAUGCAGCUUGCAACAAGCCUGUUCAUCAAAGGCUACCCACUCAAUCUCCUUCAUGUCAAUGGUCAUACCUCCUAUCGUCCAAACAAGAUCAUUCUUGAUCUUCCAAAGUACCCGUGGAACCACGAGACUCCGCAGCCCUUGAUUGUCAAUCGCUCUACUCAGGACUACAAAUUCGCUACCCACCCACGUCAUGACCUGAUUGGCAGUCGGCUGCCGGGAGGGAAUCGUAUGGAGCCCAUUUGGAGAAAUUAUCUUCGCCUGGAUGAUGUGCCCUGGAUCAAAGACCAUGUGAUUGGAAGUGCCAUCAUUGUACCUGGUGCGGCAUAUCUUGCCAUGGCCGUGGAAGCGGCAGCCCAGUUUGCUGAAGAUACCACGCUUGAUGGUCCACCAUUUGACUUCGAGGAUGCGAGAUUCCGUCUUCAGACCGUGACGAUCAAAGCGGCUCUUAUUCUUCCGGCUAGUGGCACCGCAGAUGUCAUGAUCAAUUUACGUCCCACAGAUGCCUCCAUCUCAUCCAACAGAUUCGAGUUCAAGAUCUGUUCCGUGGCGGACGACCGGUGGAUUGAGCAUGCCCAAGGCAUAGUAUCGUUCGAAUUGACAAACGGGAAAAAGACAGAGAGAGUCCCCUUCAACAAUGAGACCGAAGAGCCCGUCUUUGAGCAGACCUUUGGCAAAGAUGUGUGGUAUGAGCGACUGAAGUAUCGAGGCUUCGACUUCGGUCCUCUCUUCCGAGUUAUCGACGAGAUCGAAGUACUGCCUCAUGCUUCCCGUGCUCGCGCCAAAGCUCCUAUCCUCAAAACAGCGGAAAAGACCACACAGUAUGAGUCUCGGUAUGCGAUUCACCCUCUGACUAUCGACGCCGUACUCCAGGGACGGGUAGCUUCGGUAUACACCAGCCGUGCGGACCAAGAGGCAGCUACCCAAAUCCCCGUCUUUAUCGAAGAGAUGACGAUUAGCCCGUCUUCAUGGGCGAAGAACCAGACAGGGGUCAUCGACAGUGUUGCCUGGACUGAGGGUGCCCGCAGCGGUGGAUCCCACUCAACCCUAACCACGGAUAGCGGCUUUGAGAUCAUCGCAGCGCGCAAUGUCAAAUGGCGGCAAUUUGAGAACCAAGGAAGCCAAGAGAAAAUGAACAAAGAAAACGCGCGCGAGCCUUACUACCGCCUACAGUGGAAGCCGGACAUAGCAUUCCUGGAUACAGACGGCGCUCACAGUCUGUACCACAGCGAUUUCCACUCGGUCUCUGGGGCAGCCUACCUCGAUGAGGUCUACAAUAUCCGAACGCGGCUUGAGACAGUGACAGUUCUGUACAUCUGUGGUGCCCUGGACAUGGUGCAGCCGGAUGAUCUCCCAACAGACCCGUCGCUAAAGUGGGUGCUCGGAUUCUACAACUGGAUGUCCCACGUGAAGGCCGAAGCAGCAGCUGGACGCAUGAUCCUUUGUGAAGAAAAUGCCACGACUCUAGAUCCCCAGCAGCGAGAGCAGCGUAUCGCACAGCUUCUCUCCGAGUUGCCAGAAGACUUCCCGCAGCUCGAGUUCAACGCCAUAGUCUACAAGAACAUGAUUGAGAUCCUCAACGGCACAGUGGCUGGCAUCGACCUGGCCGUGAAAGCAGAGAUUCUCGCUCGCGUGUACGCAGACGGGUCCAUCCACGAUGCGGCACGGAAGAACCUGGCAUCUGUAGUCGACAUCUUGGCACAUAAGAACCCGACGAUGCGUGUGCUGGAGGUUGGCGCCGGCACAGGUAGCUGCACUAGCAUUGCUCUGGAUGUGCUCAAUGCAUAUGAUCGUGACACGCCUGGCCAUCAUGCCAAACGAUAUCAUGACUACACCUUCACCGAUAUCUCGCCGGCGUUUUUCGAGAAGGCCGAAGAGCUGUUCAGCGCGUAUCCGCCUAUGAUCUACAAGACAUUCGAUUUGUCGGUGGAUGCCGCUGAGCAGGGCUUCGAUCUCGGCGAGUAUGAUCUAAUUCUUGCGUCGAAUGUGAUGCAUGCUCCAGGGAAUACAGAUCAACUGCUUCGGAAUUGUAGUCGCCUGCUCAAGCCAGGUGGUAAGCUUGUGAUGCUGGAAAUCACGCAAACAGGCAGUCUUACCCCUGUGCAGUUUGCGUUCGGCACCUUGCCCAGUUUCUGGGAAUGUCUCGAUGAUCUUGAUGCUGACCGUCCGUUGGGGCCCUUCCGCACCCUUCCUUCGUGGGAGCAGCAGCUUAAGAUAUCUGGGUUCACGGGUCUUGACAUGGUUUUGACUGACUUCCCCGAACCACUGGCGUUGGAGAGUGUAAUGGUCGCCAGCAGUGUUGGCGAACAUUCGAACGGAAAUGUGGCAGCAGGCAUUUCCCGCGUUGCUAUUAUUCAUUCAACGGCCCAAUAUGAGUUGGCACGAGCCAUUGAGGAUGGGGUUCUCGCAUGCCAGACUUUCACCGAGGUCCCUAUCGCACACUGGUCUCUUGAAUCAAUGCCUUCGAUGGAGCAUAUCGGCGACAGCGAUAUGACGUAUAUCGUACUCGAGGAAGUACAAACCUCCGUGCUCUCAAACAUGCGAUCAGAACAGUUCAACGGCUUAAAGAGGCUCGUUUCGUCUGCGUCAAGCAUACUAUGGGUUACAGGAGGCGACUUGACUGUCGGCGGUAAUCCGCUGCUAGCAAUGGCCCAUGGUAUCAACACCGUGCUUAUGAACGAGAAUUCGACACGCAACCUCAAAUUCGCGACUCUUGAUGUCGACGAUACGAAUGCCGCCAAAACGGUCGAUCUUGCUAAGACUAUCGUCAACGUAUGGACCACGGUUGCUACCUCCGCAAACAGAGCGACGUGUGAGACAGACUUCAUGCUCAAGGAUGGUGUCAUCCAUAUUAGUCGCGUUGUGCCCGACAUGGAGCUGAACGAAGAGUUCACGCUUGACACUGGAGAAGGGAGAACUGAGCAAGAUUUCCCAACUACCGGUAAUGUCCAGUUGGCACUAGAGACCCCGGGUCUUUUGGAUACUGUGUAUUUCCGAGAGAAACCAACGUGUGACAUUGUGCUUGGUCCCGAUGAGGUUGAGAUUGAGGUGAAGGCUGUGGGGUUGAAUAUGAAGGACUAUGUCAUUGCAAUGGGCAACUUUGAGAGUGUCAAGUCCAGCAAUGAGAGCACUGGUAUUAUCUCUCGGGUAGGAGAGAACGUCACCCAUCUCCAACCUGGCGACAAAGUUAUCUGCCUGGAACGCGGAUUCUAUGACACCUUCCUUCGCAGCCCAGUACAGAAGUGCUUGAAGCUCGACGAUGAUGCUGAUCUCGUGAAGAUGGCUGCCGUUGGCAUAGCACAUGGCACGGCAAUCUAUGCGUUAGAGUACCUUGCGCACCUAGAGGCUGACGAAACAGUGUUGAUCCAGGCUGCCACUGGCGGUUUGGGACUUGCUGCUAUUCAGUAUGCCAAGUAUGUGGGAGCUGAGAUCUAUGCCACAGUAGGAACACAACGAAAGAAAGACUAUCUCAUCUCUGAGUGUGGCAUCGCCGAUGAUCAUAUCUUCUGGUCUCGAAAGCUGGAGUUCAAGGACGAACUACUGAAACAGACACGAGGCCGCGGCGUUGACGUCGUCCUCUCAACUAUCUCUGGUCCUGGAUUCCACGAAACCUUGAAAUGCCUGGCACCGUGUGGAAGGCUCAUUGACGUUGGACGUGGAAACGUCCUAGAUAAGGGAAGCAUGGGAUUACAUGCCUUCGACCGGAGCCUUGGCUUCUUCUCCUUUGAUCUCAACUAUGUGCUGGAGGAGAAACCAAGAAUUGCAGAGCGGCUUUUGUCCGACACGAUGAAGCUCCUCCGGGAAGGAAAGAUCGAGCCAAUUCGAUUGGACAGCACAUUCCACAUCACCGAGAUGGAGAAGGCUCUCCGCUACUUCGGUCAAGGACAACACAUUGGUAAGGUUGUACUGACUUAUGGUCCAACCUCAAACAAGGUCACAAUGAAGGGUGCCCUUCGGCCUCGGGGCAUCAACGCCAGCAACAGCUAUGUGCUUGCAGGAUGUCACGGCGGGCUGGGUCACAGCAUGGCUGACGCUCUGAUCGAGCAUGGAGCCAGGAAUCUCGUCUUCCUGGGGAGGUCGAGCGAGGACAAGCCCGAGAUUGCUCACUUCGUCAAGCGAGCACGGGAGAAUGGUGUGAAUGUAGUCACAAUUCAGGGAGACGUGGCCAAGAUAGAGGAUGUCGAGCGAGCUGUGGCUCAGGCCAUCUCAAUGGGACCGCUCAAGGGAGUUGUGCACGCAGCUAUGGUGCUACAGGAUGCCUUCUUUGAAACCAUGACUUUGGAGCAAUUCAACACUGCUGUUCGCCCCAAAGUGAACGGCGCGUUGAACCUCCACAAUACCACCAUAAAGGCCAACGCCAACCUCGACUUCUUCUUCAUGACUAGCUCGACAGUCACAUACGUCGGUCAUAUCUCACAGUCAAACUAUGCAGCAUCCAAUGCCGUGUUGGACAACCUAGCCCGGCAACGCAUCCGCGACGGCCUUCCAGCAGCCACAAUCUCACUAGGCCCAAUCAAAGGCGUGGGCACGCUGAAUCGCAAGCCCGAGUAUGCCGAGAAUUUGUUGCGGUCUGGACUGAUCGAGGCCGAGGAGUCGGAGUUCAUCAGACACUUCAACCGUUUCACGCACCCGCAACAAGAGUCAAAGCACUUUGAUAGUCUCACGCAGGGACACAUUCUCACUGGUGUCGAGUACUCCAAGCACGACCUCAGCAUGGUACAGGUCACGCGCAUAGAGCAAGAUCGCCGCUCAGCACUACUUGUCACGACUCUCGAGUCACGCAAAGCUGCUGGCAACAUUGGCGGUGUGGUAACCGAUGCCACCGGUGAUGACCUGCUGAUAUCCGACAUUCCCGAUGACCGUGAUAAGGCCGUUAUCGUACUGGCGGACGCUGUUGCAAAGCGGCUGGCCAAGUUGAUGUUUAUCCCCAUUGAGGAUAUUGAUAUCAGUCGUCCUUUCUCGCACUUUGGACUCGAUAGUAUGUCCGGCAGUGAGCUGAUUCAUUGGUUGAGCCAGAAAUUCGGCGUGGGAAUGUCAUUCUUGCAGCUCCUAGCUCCCUCAUGCUCGCCCAAGAGUCUGGCAGGGACUAUCUUUGAUACACUCGCGAAGGCGAGGGCUGCAGUUGCAGAAACUGCGCCUGUGACAAAUGGCUUGAAUGGCAAAGCUCAUGAGAAGGCCAGUGAAAAAUCUGAGAGCAAUGGCCUGAAUGGCUCCAACGGUGUAAAUGGUUCGAAUGGCGUACAUGACGUGAAUGGCCUGAAUGGUGCCUCGCCUCACAUUCGGAUGGAGAAAUUUUCUCAGUCAGUCAGAAGAGCAAUUGCUGAUCCAAAGCCGGUCAUGCAUUCAUAUGUUUGCUCUGUCAUCAACACUCAGGGUGAGCAACUUUACCGACUGUGCGAGGGGACACUGUCGCAGGAGUCCACCACCAAAGUUGACUUUGACGCUGUGUACGGGAUGGCUUCUCUCUCCAAGCUUAUGACGACUGUCGCAGUCAUGAUCUGUGUCGAGCGAGGACAGAUCUCCCUCGAUGAUGACGUUGCCCCAAUCCUGCCAGAUCUGUGUGCUCUCCCGGUUCUCAACGGUGUUGAUACUGAGGGUCGAUGCUUGAUUAAGCCCCGGACUAAGACCAUCACUCUUCGGCUACUGAUGAGCCACCAAAGCGGCUGUGGCUAUCAUUCCAGCCCGCCGCUGGCGAGAUGGGCGAGACAGAAUGGCAAAACAAACAGCGUCUUUGACAACGACUUUGAAGUUAUGAAAACCUUCCCACUCCUCUUUGAGCCAGGAGAGGGCUGGAUGUACGGUUCCGGCCCCGACUGGGCCGGCGAGGCCAUCGCACGAAUUAACAACACCACCCUCGAGGAGUUCAUGCGGACCAACAUCUGGGAGCCACUAGGCAUGACCUCGACAACCUUCCACCCCGAGCUGCACCCAGGAAUGAUGGACCGCCUGGUCGCGUUGUACGAGCGCACAGAAGACCACGGCCUGGAACGCGGCGCCUGGCUCUCGCACAUCCCAGCCAAGCACGACUGCGGCGGCCACGGGCUGUGGUCCACACCGCUCGACUGGACGAAGUUCCUUGGCAUGGUGCUCGCGGACGGCGGAUCGAUUCUUUCCAAGACCAGCAUCGACGAGAUCUUCAAGCCGCAGACAGUCGGCUCAAGUGAUCUUCAGGAGCUGCUAACCGGCCCGCUUCGUGCGUCGCUCCGUUCUACGGUUGACAUGGAUGCUGGUCGUAUUGAGAUGGCGCUAGGCGGCCCGCUGUACAUGGAUGCCAUCCCGGGCAAGCGCUCUGCUGGUACACUGCAGUGGGCUGGGCGGCCCAAUCUGUUCUGGUGGAUCGACCGGGCUAAGGGUAUUGCGGCUGCAACAUUUACGCAGGUUAUUUCCCAGGCGGAUGCCCGAUUCGAGGAGUUGACUAGCGAGUUUGAAACGGCGGUGUAUGCCGACUUCACUUGA
Penicillium bovifimosum is the source of this 9123-nucleotide messenger RNA. RefSeq lists its product as uncharacterized. The record is from RefSeq and is a predicted model, not a curated record. Bases 1 to 9123 code for a protein of 3040 amino acids. The transcript has 14 exons. Gene Ontology annotation, biological process: secondary metabolite biosynthetic process; fatty acid biosynthetic process. Lineage: Eukaryota; Fungi; Ascomycota; Eurotiomycetes; Eurotiales; Aspergillaceae. Gene Ontology annotation, molecular function: 3-oxoacyl-[acyl-carrier-protein] synthase activity; fatty acid synthase activity; phosphopantetheine binding.